Dentiscutata erythropus is the source of this 1081-nucleotide messenger RNA. NCBI's taxonomy places the organism in Eukaryota, Fungi, Glomeromycota, Glomeromycetes, Diversisporales, Gigasporaceae. The record is from the annotation of a GenBank genome assembly.
AUGGCAACUGAAGAAGUCAAAUUGUUCUGGAAGGUAAUAACUACUAAGAAGAAGUAUAGGGAACAAUUAGUUAAAAUCAAUGCUAGUGUAAGUAUAUUUACUGAAAAAAUUAAUGUUGUGACUAGACGUGAUGUAAAGAAAGCAGAUGAUAAUGAUGAAAGUAUUAGUAUACCCACAAAAACUGAAUUUAGUGCUCAAAGCGAAAAAGAAAAUAGAGAGUACGAAAAAGUGGAGAUCGAGGAGGAACAAAUAGAAUUUUGGUCUGUAAAGAGAGCAAAACUUGGAAGUGGUAAUGAAAGUACUAGUACACCCACAAGAACUAAAUUUAGCGCUCGAAGAGAAAAAGAAAAUGGAAAGUACAAAAAAUUUAAUAUUUUAUCUCUCAAAGUUAUUCCAGGGUUUAAAUUCCUUAAAAACACUCUUAAAACAAGAUAUCCUGAUACAGUAAAUGAGAUUGAAACUUAUGAGGAAGACCAAAAAAUGUUAACUAGCCUAGAAGCAACUCUUAAGGUAUGGUUGCAAAAAGUUUUGUCAUCAACUACUCCCGAAAAGUUAUAUAAAUGCCUUAUGGAGCCAUUGCAAGAUGAGAAUAAUACAGAUCAAGACAAAAAGUUACAUGAAAUAUUUGAGUUAACGCUAAAGGAAUUUUAUUUAAUGAUUAAAUAUAAUCCAAGCCAUAUUCUUAUGAGGCACAAUUCAGAGAGAAAAUUUCUCGUUGAAAGGGUGUCAACACCUUUUAAACUUGUUGAAUAUGCGUUUGGAACUAUUACAACGUAUUGGAUAGAAAAAGUAAUCAUGUCAACAAAAGCAGCAGAGUUCACAGAUAAUCCAAUCGGUGAGCUAGUAACAAAAAAAGCUGAUGUACUGGCCACAGAUCUUGCACAUAAUGUGGACAUAAUGAAUAUGGAAAUAUCUGGAGGUCCUUUUCAACAAGAUAGAAAGCAUACUCUUAAAGUUUCUGAAAAAAUUUCAAACAUUAGAGUAAACAUUCUCCUAACAAGUCUCCGAAAAUAUCUUUGUACUAGUGUUGUGACUGCCAAGAAACUUAAAACAUUCAACAUUCAAGUCAUUGGUAUCACAG